GCUCAAUCUCUGAAAGGAGCAAUAACAACUGCAGCUAAGCUAGGAAUAUCCGAUCAUCGAUUGUACAUAUUAAAGGAAACUGAAGUGAAUAGAGGGCUAGGGAAGGUAGUUGGUAUAUUAAAAGUUGGAAAGAAGAAGUUAUUUGUUGUGGACUAUACUGGAACACAACACGAAUGCCUCCCUUUAUGUGUGCUCGAUUUUUAUGUUCAUGAGUCACAACAACGGACUGGGAAUGGAAAACUCCUUUUUGAAUACAUGCUUAAGGUAAUUUAUUUGCUAGGGUAUCACUGCAAAUAG
Messenger RNA from Trichoplax adhaerens, 297 nucleotides. RefSeq lists its product as uncharacterized. Gene Ontology annotation, molecular function: tubulin N-acetyltransferase activity. Gene Ontology annotation, cellular component: microtubule. Gene Ontology annotation, biological process: alpha-tubulin acetylation. NCBI's taxonomy places the organism in Eukaryota, Metazoa, Placozoa, Uniplacotomia, Trichoplacea, Trichoplacidae. The record is from RefSeq and is a predicted model, not a curated record. The annotation marks the transcript as partial. The transcript is spliced from 3 exons.